CAAAGAAAUGAGGAUCUUCACAAAGCUCUCUGCGCCACUUUGCCUCCAUUUUGUCUUCCUCUGUCUUAAAACUGCCUUCUCAUCCUUUAUACAUGCUUCUUCCUUCUCAACAACGCAUCUCUGCUCUCAUGAGGAGGCUCUUGCUUUGCUACAAUUCAAGACAUCCUUCUCCACCAAUUACACUGUUCCGCCAUGUAACUGCCCUUAAUCUCAGCUGCAGUUUCCUUUAUGGCACCUUUCCUUCCAACAGCACUCUUUUCUUCCUCAGAAACCCAGAGAGCCUCAAUCUUGCCUCCAAUGAUUUUAGGCUUUCCAAGAUUCCACUAGAAAUCAGUCAAUUUACUAGACUAAAGCAUCUUGAUAUCUCUUAUUCUCGAUUUUCGAGUCAUGUUCCUGGAGAAAUUGCUCACCUCCCCAAGUUAGUUUCUCUCAAUCUCUCUAAUUAUGACUUGAUCCUUGAAACAACUACCUUCAAAAAUCUUGUUCAUAACUUGAGUGAGGUGAGAGAACUUGAGCUUAGUGAAGUGAACAUGACAUCUGUUAAUCCUCGUUUCUUCAUGAAUCGCUCUUCUUCAUUGACUACUCUUGUUCUUUUCGAGAAGCGAAACCUCACUAUUGAUCUUCCAAGUUCCAAUUGGAGCAGUCCUCUCCAAGAUUUGCAUUUACAUGUCAUGGAUUGCGGGAGGCGAUUGCCAGAGUCUAUAGGAGUUCUAAAGUCAUUACAGUCUCUGAGUCUUCUUGACUGCAACUUGGAAGGUUCCAUUCCAACUUCCAUUGGGAACUUAUCUCAACUAACUGACCUACGCUUCUUUGCUAACCAUUUUAACGGACAAACCCCAACAUCCCUUUCAAACCUCACACAACUUACCUUUCUUGACCUUUCCUUUAAUCAGUUUUCUGAUCCCAUUCCAGUUUCCAUUGGGAACUUAUCUCAACUUACUUACCUAACCCUCACUUCUAACAAUUUGAAAGGACAAAUCCCAACAUCACUUGCAAACCUCACACAACUUACCUCUCUUGACCUUUCCAAUAAUCAGUUUUCUGGUCCCAUUCCAACUUUCAUAGGUAACUUAAGGCAACUUACGAGCCUAGUCCUCCACUCUACCAAUCUCAGCGGACAAAUUCCAUCAUCACUUGCGAACCUCACCCAACUUACCUUUCUUGACCUUUCCUUUAAUCAGUUUUCUGGUCCCAUUCCAGCUUCCAUUGGGAACUUAUUUCAACUUACUUACCUAACCCUCACUUCUAACAAUUUUAACGGACAAAUCCCAACAUCACUUGCAAACCUCACACAACUUACCUCUCUUUACCUUUCCAGUAAUCAGUUUUCUGGUCCCAUUCCAGCUUCCAUAGGUAACUUAAGGCAACUUACUGGCCUAGAGCUCUCUUUUAACAAUCUUAGCGGACAAAUCCCAGCAUCACUUGCAAACCUCACACAACUUAGUAAUCUUAGGUUUUCAAAUAAUCAGUUUUCUGGUACCAUUCCUUUUCAUGCUGUUAGGUUUUCCAAACUAAUUGAUCUAGACUUAUCAUAUAACUUACUUAACGGCACAUUGCCACCUUGGAUUUUCACCCUACCUUUGUUAGAGUACUUGCAGCUCAAUCAUAACCAAUUUCAAGGUCAAAUAAUUCAAUUCCAGCAAAACUCACUCAUAGAACUUGACAUGUUCUUGGUGCUUCAAAAUCUGGAAACCAUCUUUCUUUCAGACAAUAAUCUGUCCUUGAGAAUGAAUGUCAAUGCCAACUUCACAUUACCCAAACUAACUGAUGUCUCCUUUUCUUCUUGUAACUUGAGUGAAUUCCCCAAUUUCAUAAGACAUUCAAAUGGUCUGCAAAUCCUAGUGCUAUCCAAAAAUAGCAUUCAUGGAAAUAUUCCCCAAUGGAUAUGUGAAAAGGAUGAUCUCCAAAUUCUUGACCUUUCUCAUAACAAUUUAAUCGGGAAGAUUCCAAAUUGUCUUCUUAAAGGGCUGUGUAUUACGAAAUCUCAACUUACAUGGAAAUCAAAUGGACGGCCAUUACCAAGGUCCUUGGUGAAUUGUAGCAAGUUAGAGGUUCUGGACGUUGGCAACAACAACAUAGAGGACACAUUCCCUCAAUGGUUGGAAUCUCUACCAGACCUUCAAGUGCUUGUCUUAAGGUCCAACAAGUUCCACGGUUUUGUGCAGGGCACCAAAGAAAGUCCAUAUUUUCCCAAGUUACGAGUUCUGGACCUCUCCAGCAAUGAUUUUCGUGGCCCUUUGCCUGUUCGCUAUGACUCUUGUGGGGGCUUGAGGCACCUAAAUCCGCUGUUAUCAAUCGAUCCCCCUUCAUUUCCAGAUCCAAGUGUUUGGGUUUCGUGCAACACAAUUGAAAUUUGAAAUGCUCAAUAAAAUUUUCAUCCAAAAGUAGUCACUUCCCAUGUCGUAUAGUCUCCAAUUGUUUCAAUCCGUCCAUUUUUGGUGGAAGUUACAGUUUGAGAUUGUGAAUACUUGGCAUUGUUGGUACUGGAGCUCUUCUGAGAUCUUUAAGUGAGAAAACAAUGAUCUGGGUGGUGACCAAUGUGAGGUUUUAGGCCUGGGUUUGGAGUCUCUGAAGAUUUUGCUGAAGUGGGGGUCUUUCUGGGGGCAAUGUUUUGUGGUUUUUUGGUUUUCUGAUGCAAGAGGGUGCUUGCGGUGGAGGAAGUGGUGAAUGCAAGGUACGGAGUGAUUGAGCAGUGGGCAUUGUUGUUGAGGAAUGCUUGGCCUAAGGUUUCUAUGGUUUGUAAGAUUUUCAAAGACCAAGGUGUGAUUCUGACCGCACUUUAGGUCUA
Rubroshorea leprosula is the source of this 2788-nucleotide messenger RNA. NCBI's taxonomy places the organism in Eukaryota, Viridiplantae, Streptophyta, Magnoliopsida, Malvales, Dipterocarpaceae. The record is from the annotation of a GenBank genome assembly.